Messenger RNA from Vespa mandarinia (Asian giant hornet), 3022 nucleotides. Its product is annotated as succinate--CoA ligase [ADP-forming] subunit beta, mitochondrial-like. Gene Ontology annotation, biological process: tricarboxylic acid cycle; succinyl-CoA metabolic process. Gene Ontology annotation, molecular function: metal ion binding; succinate-CoA ligase (ADP-forming) activity; ATP binding. Lineage: Eukaryota; Metazoa; Arthropoda; Insecta; Hymenoptera; Vespidae. The record is from RefSeq and is a predicted model, not a curated record. Gene Ontology annotation, cellular component: mitochondrion; succinate-CoA ligase complex.
UUUUUUAUAAACAUUAACUUUUACAAACGGCAUUUAUUUUGAUAAAUCUAAAUAUAAAUUUAAUAAAUUGGUUUGACUUUAAUAAUAAUUUCUAUCAUGUCACUAUCAUCAUCUUUAUUUGUAGGACGACAAAUUUUAAAUCACUGUAAUCAGUUUCUUAGAAAAAACCAGCUAAUAAUAAAAGAACAAUUACGAUAUUUGAAUCUUCAUGAAAAUAUUGCAUAUAGUCUUUUAAAAGAAGCUGGAAUUCCAACACCACCAUUUGGAGUGGCUAAAACACCUGAUGAAGCUGCUAAAAUAGCUACUGAACUAAAGUCACAAGAUUUAGUUGUAAAAGCACAAGUACUUACUGGUGGCAGAGGGAAGGGUCAUUUUCAAAAUACUGAUGUUAGUGGCGUUGUUAUGUGUGAAUCUGCUGAGAAAGUAAAGCAAAUAUCAGAAAUUAUGAUUGGAAAAUUAUUGAUUACUAAACAAACAGGAGCUGCUGGAAGAAUUUGUAAUUCAGUGAUGGUGACAACACGCAUGUUUCCACGAAAAGAAUAUUAUCUUUCAAUAAUGUUGGAGCGUACUUUUAAUGGAAUUGUUGUGAUAGCAUCUAGUAAAGGUGGAGUAAAUAUUGAAGAAAUUGCUGCUACUGAUCCUGAAGCUCUCCUUUAUGUACCAGUUGACAUAAUUAAAGGCCUAACAUCAGAACAGAUAAAUUGUAUUAUUCAGAAAUUGGGUGUUAAAGGAAAAGGCAAAGAUAUUGUGUCGCUUAUUAUUUGUAAUCUUUAUGAAUUAUUUCUUGAAACAGAUGCUCUAUUAAUUGAAAUUAAUCCACUUGCAGAAGAUAUUUGCGGUGAAUAUUAUGCUUUAGAUUGCAAAUGUAAUUUUGAUGAUAGUUCUAAGUUUAGACAGAAAAAAUUAUUUGCUUUGGAAGAUUGGUCUCAAAAAGAUCCCAAUGAGGCACGAGCAAAAAAGUUUGACUUAAAUUAUAUUCAAUUAGAUGGAAUUGUUGGUUGUAUGGUAAAUGGUGCAGGUUUAGCAAUGGCAACAAUGGAUCUUAUAUCUUUCUAUGGUGUUAGACCAGCUAAUUUUUUAGACGUAGGUGGUAGUGCCACAAAAGAGACUAUUAUAGAAGCAUUUACAAUAAUAACUACAGAUCCAAAGGUUUUAGCCAUUUUUGUUAAUAUAUUUGGUGGUAUUAUGAGAUGUGAUAUCAUUGCAGAAGGAAUCAUCGCAGCUACUAAAGAAUUGCAAACAACUAUUCCUAUAAUCAUCAGGUUGGAGAAAGAAACGUCAAGAAAGGCGGGGACACAAUGGCGAAACCAGCAUUUGGUGGCAGUCUAUUGCCAACACUUUACCAAGAUGGCUACAAUGUUGUUUCGAACGAUUUCACUCGCAGAGUGUCUUACCCGAUUAAAUGGUUCCAAGAUUUUAGCCUGCAAAAGUAAUUUGAAACAAACAAUAAGAAAUCUAAAUGUACAUGAACACAUCAGUUAUAGUUUACUUAAUGAAGCUGGUGUACCUACACCGAAAUUUGGUGUUGCAAAAACGCCAGAUGAAGCAGGAAAACUUGCAGCUGACUUGAAAACAAAAGAUAUUGUCUUAAAAGCUCAAGUACUUGCAGGAGGUAGAGGUAAAGGACACUUUAAAGAUUCCAAUAUUAGUGGUGUAAAGAUGUGCGAAACACCAGAAGAAGCAAAAGCAUUAGCAAGUCAAAUGUUAGGUAAAUUACUAAUUACAAAACAAACUGGCGAAGGAGGUAGAAUAUGUAAUGCUGUUAUGGUAACACAACGUAUGUUCCCUCGUAAAGAAUAUUAUUUAGCAGUGAUGAUGGAACGUGCCUUUGGUGGUCCUGUUAUAAUAGCAUCUAGCCAAGGUGGAGUAAAUAUUGAGGAAGUAGCUGCAACAAAUCCUAGUGCCAUAAUGUAUGAACCCAUUGAUAUUAAUAAAGGUAUAACCAAGGAGCAAGCAGAGCGUAUUGUCACAAAACUUGGUCUUCAAAAUGUAAAAGAUUAUAUUUCCAAAAUUAUCAUGAAUCUUUAUCAAAUGUUUCUUAAGAAGGAUGCUCUUCUUUUAGAAGUAAAUCCUCUUGCUGAAGAUAUUAAUGGAAAUUAUUUUGCGUUAGAUUGCAAAUGUAGAUUCGAUGAUAAUGCCGAAUUCAGACAAAAACAAUUAUUUGAAUUAAGAGAUUGGACUCAGGAAGAUUCUAAAGAAGUAGAAGCAGCCAAAUUUGAUUUGAAUUACAUUGCACUUGAUGGAAAUAUUGGUUGUAUGGUUAAUGGAGCUGGAUUAGCUAUGGCUACUAUGGAUAUUAUUAAAUUACAUGGAGGCGAACCUGCUAAUUUUCUUGACGUUGGCGGUGGUGCAACUACCAGUGCCGUAAAAGAGGCAUUUAAAAUCAUCACUUCUGAUUCAAGAGUACAUGCUCUUUUAGUUAAUAUUUUUGGUGGUAUUAUGAGAUGUGAUGUUAUCGCGGAGGGUAUUAUUGCUGCAACGAAGGAACUUAGUCUUAAAAUUCCUGUUGUUGUUCGAUUGCAGGGAACCAAUGUUGACGAGGCUAAAGCUUUGAUUGCAAAUGCAGGAUUAAAAAUCGUUCCAAUUGAUGACCUCGAUGAAGCUGCUCGUGUCGCAGUAAAAUUAUCGACCAUUGUUAAACUAGCACAGUCCGAAAAUCUUAGUGUCAAUUUUGAGAUUCCCGCAAUUUCAUAAUUUUAGUAAUGAAUAUAAAAUUUAUAUAUCAGCAAAAUCAUUACUGAUAUCUGUUCAAAUAUUGUCAAAUGGUUUCGAAGAACGUUUGAAAGUAAUAUCUGUAGUAAUAACUUCUCAAAUCACUUUUAUUAUAUACUAUUUAAAAAGUGACGCUUUAAGCAAUUAAAUCAAUUUAUUAAGUAAAUUUAUAAAAUCAUUUUGGGAUAACUUGAAAAGAGAAAAAAAAACUAUUAUUAUUACUUAUUAUUUUAAAACUUAUUAUUACUUUGAAGAGAGUUCUAUUUAAUGACGUGUUCUAUUUUAUAAAUGGCGAACUUUAUCUUUUCUU